Messenger RNA from Wyeomyia smithii (pitcher-plant mosquito), 7179 nucleotides. RefSeq names its product GIGYF family protein Gyf (gene Gyf). NCBI's taxonomy places the organism in Eukaryota, Metazoa, Arthropoda, Insecta, Diptera, Culicidae. The coding region runs from base 499 to 5745 and encodes 1748 amino acids. The record is from RefSeq and is a predicted model, not a curated record. Gene Ontology annotation, molecular function: protein binding. The transcript has 8 exons.
AUUCAUGGUGUUUUUGUUGUCUCUCAAACACGCAGGCGGCGGUAUUUUGGCUCUCCUCGGGGUUUAAUCAGAAAUAUUAUUCCGAUUUUCUCGGUAGUGCGACAGGUUAAACGUGUGCGAUUCUGUACGGAAAGUGUUCUUCAUCUGCUAGUGCAUCGUUUUUGGGUGGAAUUCAGAUUUUCAAACCACGGCGAUUGAGGUUCUCUAGUUUCCGGUAACGAGCCCGGAAAGUAUUGCGGGUUCGGUUGGCGUGUGAGCUGAUAUAGCGCCAGCUUUUUAGUGUGGGCAGAGUUCGAAAAUUAAAACAAAAAAAAUCAUAUAAACGUGUUUUUGGAACUUUAACAGUAUAGUAUUGUAAGAAAGGGAAAGCUGUGGCAAUAACAGAGCGAGGAUUCCUAACUCCACACCGUUUAUUGAAGCAAACAUAAGCGAAAAAGUUUUCGACCUCGUUGAUAUUUGCGGUGCUUUCGGGUAAAAGAUACAUAUAACAUCUACAAAAUGGGCGAUGCCAUCAACUUCGGACCUGCCUGGCUGCGUAAAGUUGCUACCUUCGAUAGUAACGCUGUUAGCAGCAUUGGUGGACCACCACACAGCAACAACAACAAUACUACUAACACCGGCACUAGCAAUAAUCAAAGCAGCAGUAAUAAUAACAACAAUAGCAGCAGCUCGAGUUCUGCCGGUGGUGGUGGCGGAUCUACUGGUCUAUCAUCUGCCAAUACUGUUGCUGCUGUUGCUGCGGCCGCCGCUGCAGCUGCCGCAGCAGUAACUACGACAACCCGUUACGCACUGGCCGAGUUCCGUUAUGGGAGGGAAGAAAUGUUAGCAUUGUUUGAUGUAAAAGCGGUAAAAACUCCAGAGAUAUUGGUAAACUUCAAAAACUUGUAUGUUGAAAAGGUACAAUGUCCACUGGCGUUGACUCCUUGCACCGAUGACGAUGUUGUUCCAGAACCGGAUACAAGGCGAGUAUGGCAGUCCAGAAGCAUUUCGUUGGGUGUGCCAGGACGUGGGGCUCGUGGUGGUUCGGUAGACCGAGGAAGAGGCCGGGGUAGAGGUCUCUACCUUGGUUACCAACGGUCAACCUCUUUCUACGACGACGAGUCCAGAAGCGUGGGAAGGGGUGAAAGACCAUGGCUGGAACGUAACGGCACCGGUGGAACCCUCGGUAGUAGCAGUGGCAUAGUUAACAGCGAAACAGACUGGAAUAGUUCUACAUCUUCGCCUCGGAAGGAGUUCGGUGCCCGACCCCGACCGGCUAACACGGAAAACUGGCGCAGAUCUCGCCCGGAUGAUGAACCAAGUACAACGGAUUGGCGUAGUAGCGGUAUCAAUACAGCCAAUAGUUUGUCAUCCGGGUCAAGUUUGCGUGAUAAGUGGACCCGUUCGACUAGUUGGCGCGAAGAAGACAGCGGUACAAAUGAGGGCUCUGGAACAGGUCGAUCUAGUGGGUUGAACAAUUUGCAUUCAUCUGCAAGUAGUGAGCGGGUAAUUCCGAACUCGGGGGCUUAUAAACCACGGAUGUCCGCACUCAGCGGAUCUGGAACAGGUGAUUUAAACACAAGUGGAGGUAGCAACAGUGGUGCUCCGAUUGGCGCAUCGAGGCGGAACUGGGACACGGAAGAUCAGCUCCCCGAAUGGGCAACGGAAAACCCUUCAGAUUAUGGCGGAAGCUUUGAUGCCAGUGGAGCAUUCCACGAUUCUGAUAACGACAUUGAUGGUAGGCUAGAGGACGAAACUGGUAAGGAGAAUCAUGUAGAUCGGAAAGGAAGUUCGGAAACAAGUUCAAGAAAGAGUGCAUCUUCGAAGGAAGGUAGUGCAACAAAAGAAGACUUACCUAAUCACGUUUCGGAGAAUGAAGAACCGGAUGGUGCACCUCAGAAAGAUGUCAAAAAAGAGGAGCAACCAGUGCCGGAGCAGCGAAUUGACGUUGAAGUUAGUCAACCGAAAGAUGAUGCAAUUAGCCUUAAGGCACUGUCAUCGUCCAGAGAGUCCGUUAAUUCGCAUCCUGCUCUAGUUGAAACUCCGAAGAGUGCUCACGAGGUGGUUGUGGAGAAUGAUACUCAGAAAACGAAUCUUAACAAUCCAGUUAACAGUACUAAGCCCAGUGAAAGUCAUAAUAGUAACCCGGAGAUACAGCGUAACGACGAACCGAAAAAGUCUGCUUCUAGUUCUAGUGUGGAUCGUAUGCAGGAAGUUGCUGACGAUAUGGUUGCUCAGUUAAUUAUGGAUGAUGAAUACACUGGUGGUAACGAUAUUGAUCCGGCUCCAGUACCACGUACAAUGGACAAAUCUCCGGUAUUGGGUGCCCAAAUUCCUAUCAAUUUAUUGCUUCCUAAAGAUCCAGUUGCGAUGCAACAGUUGUUUGGAGGAAGUGGUACAGGCAGCGGGAAUCGGAACAUGCUAUUGACGGAUGUCAAUCGUUCUAUCUUGCAUGGUCUGGGUCCCCAAAUACCGCCGGUUCACCCUGGCACUGAUAUUUGGUAUUACAGGGAUCCGCAAGGUAAAGUUCAAGGACCAUUUCCCGCAUCGGAGAUGACCGAGUGGUAUCGCGCGGGUUAUUUCGAUGAUUCACUGUCGGUUCGUCGCGCAUAUGAUGAGGUUUACACAACUUUAGGGACACUUGUAGCUCUCUGUGGAGGUGCCAUUCCAUUUUUAAACUCGAUGAACAUACCACCGAUCAAAAGCAAUAGUGUUAACUCUAAACCACAGCAGCCUCCGCAACCUUCUGCUCCGAGCAGCUCAUUCCAACAACAACAGAAACCUGCCCCUACGCUUCAACAUCUUCAUCAGUCUACUCAGCCCCACGAACCGGAACUUUCAGCUCAAUUCCAAUUUACAAAAAAGUUGCAUUUGCUACGCCAACAGAGCAUUAUAAUGCAAAAAUUAGCUUCCGCCGACGGUUGGCAACUGUUAUCACAGGAGCAACAAAAUGCCAUCAUCGCUCAACAUAUGGCCCAGCUACAGUUGAGUGAUAGCAUGCUAAUAUCACCCUCGCUUCCAACGCCGGCCAGCUCCGCAAAUCCUCCAAACCCUGCAAGUAUUUUCGGUGGUGUGCCACCACAAGAAUCGCUAGUCAAUCUCAAGCAGGCGCAGCAACAACAACAGCAAGCCCAAGCACAACAACAACAGUCGCAACCGCAAUCUGGCCCCCAUCCGGUGCUAGAUCAGCUACAAAAAGCCAACAGUCUGAGCAGCGCGUUCCAGAAAAUACAACUAUCCGACUAUGGGCAGCCCCAAUCCGGACGGCCUAUGUUAGGUAAUCUAAACGUAGAUUCUACGGGUGGGCACGAACACCUUGGACAGCUGAUACAUAACAUUAGCUACAAUCAUCAACCUCCAGUACAAAACCACCCGCUUGGUACCAAUAUGCUGUUGAAGCAUAACCUAAUUGGAAACUUGACGCCGCAGCAACACCAACAGCAGCAGCAACAACAACAGCAACCCCAGCAGCCACCAGCACCGAAACAGAGUAUAGAAAAUGAUCCAAUUCAGUCAUUACUAAUGCAACUGUCUAUGCAUAAACAACAACAGCAACCUGCAGCGGUUCCCCCAGCAAAGGCACCAGUAGAGCUGAUGUCCCCAUGGCUGCAAACGCAGUCAAUGGCCCCGCAGCAACAGUCAAGCUUACGCCCAUUAAGUAGCGGAUGGGGCGAUCUACCCCCAACGAGUUCUUCCUCGUUUGGUUCGCUGAUACCUCCGCAACCUCAAUCUCAGCCCCAACAACACAUGAGUAGCAGCCAUCCCCUUGUCAAUGCAAGUAGUGUUGCAAACGAACCCCAGGCGCCAUCGGUUGUCUCACUGUUCAAGCACCAUCAGCAAGUCGAGAAGCAAAAUCAAGAAAAAUUGGCGUCUGAGACUCAACAGCCUCAACUUUUGCAGCAACAUCAACAACAGCAGCAACAACAUCAACUGCAACAUCAACAACAGUUGCAACAACAAACAAAUCAUCACCAUCAUCAGCAGCAAAUCCAGCAGCAACAGCAGCAGCAGCAGCAACAACAACAGCAGCAGCAGCAACCGCAACAUUUGCCGCCACAGCAACAAGUGAAUCAUCAUCAGAGUCAACAAUUCGAACGUACUCCGCAGAAACAAGUACUUGAAAACAUUGUUUCUCAACAACAACAACAAUACGUCUCCAAACCGGGUAAAGCGGAUGAUAAAAAAGAACAUGAACAUUUCAACCUUCAAGUUCAGCAACAACACCAGGUUCAACAACAGCAGCAACAGCCGCAACAAAUUCAGCAGCAACCAGCUCAACACUUCCAGCAAAAUGUGAAACCCGAGAAACAAAAUGUCAAACUGAUGAACAACAAAAUUGUAAACAACAUCGACAGUGAAGAACAGCCCACUGUUAAUAAGACUUCCUCGAAGAAGGGAAAUAACAAGCAGCACCCCAGUCAACAGCAGGUGCAUAAGCAACAUCAUGUAGAUGAUGAACAGGGUGAAUUUAUAAAUCUCAAAAAAGAGAUGGAGGAGAAAAAACGCCAAAAAGAGCUCAAGAAACAACAGCAGGAAGAAAUGAAGCGUAAGCAGCUCGAGGAAAAGAAGAAACAAGAGGAAUUGGAAGCUCAGAAAAAGGCAAAACUACUGGAAGUCCAACGCAGGGAAGCGAUCAAGAUUCAGGAACAACAACACCAAACGCCUAGACCGGUCACCAAAGUUGCGCCAUGGUCCGCUAGCGCUGUCGAAACUGUCAAUAGUGGUCCCAGCCUAGCUGAGAUUCAAAAGGCGGAGCGAGAGCGACGUGCUGCCCUAGCCCGCCAGGAACAGUCUCUUCGGGAGCAACAACAACAGCAGGAGAUGAUCGAACUUCAAUCUCAGCUCGACAGCAAACUUAAGUGGAACGCUCAGAACAUUAUGCCGCAAAACAUCAAAUCUUUGGCGGAGAUUCAAGCUGAAGAAGCUGCUGCUGCUGAACGUGCUCGCGAGAAAAAUGCCGCUGCCAUAACUGCAGCUGCAAUUGCAGCUUCCUCUUCGAAACAAGCGAAGAAAGAUGAUUUGCUCGGAACGGCUGUUUGGCAGAGUCAUGGUAGCGUUCUAACCUGGAACACCACCAAGCUUUGGGGAAAUUCAGGAGAGGAACAGAAUAUAAUUAGUUCCAGUGGUUUCUGGGAAGAACCAAAUCCUUCAGCUAAGAACGGCCGCCAAAAGCAAAAUCAUCAGCAGUCGGCUCAUCACCAGCAGCAGCAGCAGGCAAUGAACCAGAAGCAAAUGUUGAGCAAGAGCAAAACCAUGGGCAGUAUCUCGACGGUCUCCUCUUCGAAUGCGGUAGCAGCUGCAAAGCAGCAGCAGCAAAAGAAUCAACAGCAACAACAAGGCAAGCAUACUGUUGCCAACAAGGGACCGAAUACUGGCAAGAAUUCGGCUGGCCCAUCCAACGCUGGAAGCGAACGAAAGGAACGUCCCCCGGCACCGGAUCAGACCAGCGAGUUUACAGGCUGGUGCACCCGGGCGCUAACUUCGCUUAACAGUAAUGUUGAUAUUCCAAUUUUCGUUGGUUUUCUCCAAGAUAUUGAGUCACCGUUUGAGGUGAAGGAUUACAUUCGACUGUAUCUUGGUGAAACCAAAGAAUGCUCUGAAUUCGCUAGGCAGUUUCUGGAGAGACGCUCUAAAUACAAAAACCUGAUGCGCCAGAAGAAUGCUCACAUUGACGACAUGUGUAAACCGGCCCCGGCCAUUAACCCUUCUUCCAAUGAUUUCCAGGAAAUCAAGUUUAUUUCCCACAGGGCAAGGGCAAAAAAGUAAAGAAGAACAAAAUGACCAAACUGGAUAAUCGAAUUCUGGGUUUCUCGGUGACUGCAGCUCCGGACCGCUUGAACGUGGGUGAUCGUGAUUAUGGUGAUAACGCCUAAGGAGCGUAAUAAGUUUACAUCCUUCACAUUUCACUACCAAAACAGUAGAGGAAAAAAACACACAUUUACGAAACAGCGCCACAAGAAAAGUGAGGCUUUUUGUUGCUUUUUGUUCGGUUUAUAGCAAUAGAAAAAAAAUGUGCAAAAACUCGGUUACUCUAAAAUGAUAAAAUUCAGGCUUUGGAAUCGCGUAAGCAAACAAACGUCAUAAACAUAGAUCCGUGUACUCACAUAUAAAACAAACAUUAAGCUUAAUGAAAACCAAUAAGAUAGGUAGUCAUCGAUUGAACAUUAGUCAACAAUGAGCUGAUUUCGAUGUGCAGAGAUUUUAAAGUAGUUUUUUUUUUUUCGCAUACUAUCCAUCAUGUGUUUUUGUGUUAGUUUUGGCUCAGUAAUCAAACAAGUUUUUUGACUUACUUUCCAUCGUUGCUGCAGGAUGCAUCCUGGAGAAUUGAUGUGCUUACUUUGCACAACCUAAAGGAGUAUGGCCAUUUGGUUUGAAGAACGAAUGUCGAUUUGAUUCUGAGCUGGUUUUCAGAUCGCGACAUUUGCUGUAAAUGCCGAGAAAAAAACCUAUCGAAGAACAACCCUGUGUACGAUACACUUACAUUUGUGAAUAUUAUUUAUCAAUUGAAGAAUGUGAAAAGUAGUUUUAUUUUAUAUUUGAAUUUUAUUUGAACAGCAUUCUCAUAUGUAUCAUACGCAAACGGAAACAAAGCGUCUCUUUGUUGGGUUAUUAUUGUUCACUCUACUCGCGUACAUACUUUUUUCAUAACUAUCCUAUCUAGUAACGGUUCAUUUUUAAAAGUUCGAUUCUGAACGAACAUGCUCGAAACCAUUAGCUAUUUUCAUACGGUACAUCAUUUGAGUCAAUUAUAUGUUAUAAACGACUUUUUUUUCAAUGAUAAUAACCUUUCUAUUGUCCGAGCGCUGAACUUCAACCAACACUAUGGCAAACCGUGACAUCUGAUAUGUUAUUUGAGUCUAUUUCGGACCCAAAACUCACCCAACGAAUUUCAAUUUGGUUCAAUUUUUUUUUUAAACAGAUAGACAUUAAAAUAAAAUACCUAACCAACCCACAGCAAUUAAUAGACAAACGUAGAAUGAUAAAAACACGAGAUACAUUUAAAAAAUAGCAUACGUUCGCGAUGACGCCUCACAAAUAUGGUAGUGUUUUAGAAAUCGAAACAAUCAGCAAACAAAACCUAAAUGUGUGUUUUUUUUAAUCGUCAGCUGCCACCAGUAGAGACAGGCAUAUAUCUCAACCCAGUUUUAAGUUGAAGGAAAAACAACAAUAAAAAAUCAACAACUGUUAUUGCAACUAUUA